CCUGUGCAAGCAGAACUGAGAAAGUUCAUAGAUCUGAGGUUGCAGGAUGUCCCGUUAAGGAGUGAAAAAGGAAGAAAAAAAAACACCAGAGGACCAGAGGCACCACAAACUGACCUGCUGGACGGAUCGUAGUUCGGGGUGAACGACAUUUUUCCUCACUUCAGAUUAUUCAGAUUGUCUGGGGAAAAUGGAUUUACCGACGAUACUUAGUUGUCGUCGGAUUGUUCUCAGUUUGUUUUUGGCUCAGUUCGGUUUUCAAGCAAUCUUUGCAGCCCCGUCGCCUAUAAUCAGGUUUCCUGGCGACGACACUACACCCAAAACAGACAAAGAGGUUGCUUUGCACUAUUUGAAUAAAUUUUAUGGAUGCCCACAAGACAGAUGUAACCUCAUGGUGCUCAAGGACACGCUGAAGAAAAUGCAAAAGUUCUUUUCCCUGCAAGAAACUGGCGAAAUUGAUGCCAAAACUGUGGAAAUCAUGAAAAAGCCCCGCUGUGGCGUCCCAGAUGUGGCCAAUUACAACUUCUUCCACAGGAAACCCAAGUGGCAGAAGAAAGACAUCACCUACAGAAUUCUGGGAUACUCUCUGGAUUUGGACGAGGAGGUCAUAAAUGAUGCUUUCUUCCGAGCCUUCAAAGUGUGGAGUGAUGUUACGCCGCUCUCAUUCGCCCGCCUCAUGGACGGAGAGGCUGACAUCAUGAUUAAUUUUGGGCGCAAUGAGCACGGAGAUGGUUACCCCUUCGACGGCAAAGACGGCCUCUUGGCUCACGCUUUUGCUCCAGGGGCCGGAAUCGGAGGAGACUCCCAUUUUGAUGAUGAUGAGCAGUGGACACUGGGAGAUGGCCAAGUGGUGAAGGCGAAGUUUGGUAACGCCGAUGGAGAUUUCUGUAAAUUCCCCUUCCUGUUCAUGGGCACCGAAUACAACAGCUGUACAUCCCAAGGCCGCGACGAUGGCUUCCUGUGGUGCUCUACCACCUACAACUUUGACGAAGAUGGCAAAUAUGGAUUCUGUCCUCAUGAGUUGCUGUUCACCAUGGGGGGCAAUGCAGAGGGCACUCCAUGUAAGUUCCCCUUCACCUUUCAGGGGGACAAGUAUGAAGGAUGCACCACUGAGGGCAGGGAUGACGGUUACCGUUGGUGUGCCACUACCGAGGAUUACGACAGAGACAAGACCUUUGGGUUCUGCCCCGAAACUGCCUUGUCCACAGUGGGAGGAAACGCUGAUGGAAGCCCCUGUGUCUUCCCCUUCACCUUUCUGAGCAACACUUAUGAUUCCUGCACCUCAUCUGGACGCAGCGACGGCAAGAUGUGGUGUGCUACCACCAAGAGCUACGACGAUGACCGUAAAUGGGGUUUCUGUCCUGACCAAGGCUACAGUUUGUUCCUGGUGGCGGCCCAUGAGUUCGGCCAUGCCCUUGGCUUGGAGCACUCUCAGGACCCUGGAGCGUUGAUGGCCCCCGUUUACACCUUCACUAAAGACUUCAGACUUUCUCAUGACGACAUCAGCGGCAUCCAGGAUCUCUACGGUGUGUCCACAGACAAGCCUCUGCCUCCAACUCAAGGUCCAGUGACUCCAAUGGACAUCUGUAAGGAGCCGAUGGUCUUUGAUGCAGUGGCACAAAUCAGAGGAGAGACAUUCUUCUUCAAGGACAGGUUCCUGUUCAGGUCCGUAAACUUCCGAAGUAAGCCCAAAGGCCCCAUGCUAGUCGCAACCUACUGGUCCGACCUGCCCACCAAGAUAGACGCUGCCUAUGAAAACCCACUGGAGGAAAAAACUGUCUUCUUUGCAGGCAAUGAGAUGUGGGUCUACAAAGCGGAUGAGUUGGAGAGAGGUUACCCCAAGAGGCUGUCCAGCCUUGACCUUCCCACAGACUUGGAGCGGAUUGAUGCUGCUUUUAACUUUAGAAAGAACAGGAAGACUUAUCUUUUUGCCGGAGACAAAUUCUGGAGAUAUGAUGAAGAUACGAAGACAAUGGACGCUGGUUUCCCCAAACUUAUUGCUGACUCAUGGAAUGGCAUCCCUGAUGAGAUAGAUGCUGCCUUCAGUCUGAAUGGCAUUGAUUACAGCUACUUUUUCAAAGGCAACCACUAUUUCAAACUGGAAGACAGCAGCUUGAAGAUUGUCAAACUGGGUGAAAUCACAAAGGACUGGCUCGGCUGUUGAGCGUUUCAAGAAUUUCUUGCUUCUUCCUAAAUUUCUGUAACGUUGCCUGGCCUCAUGUGGACAUUGGCAUCACAUCAUACACAACUUGAGGUCCCUGCAGUGCACACUGUUGUAUGUUUUUAUCCUGUGUCUCUUUCAACCUGAAUAACCAGCCUCCAGCUUUGUAGAAAGGCACCUUGUGAACUUGUACACAGCCUGAACAUAUAGACAACUGGAUAUUUGCUACAUGACUGUUUGAUUUUGACAUUGAAUGCUGAUGCAGACUAUGUACCCCCCUGUUUUUUUGUUAGUUGUUUUUUUUUUAAACUCAGGCAUCAGGUAUGUCCACGCUGCUUUGAAUGCAGUGCUCUACUUUGCUGUAAGAUGUUGCUGUUUUAUGCAAAUUAGAUGAUUGAAAAAAAAGACUGUUUUACACCAUAUGAGGAAUUCAUGUUGGCUUAGAGUCACUUCUAAGUCCAGUGUACAGUGUAUAUCUUUUAAUUAAUUUUCUCAUUGUUGAGCAAUACAUUUGAAAAAAUGAAUUUGCACAAUGUGUCUGACCGAAAAUGGUGCUUUAGACUUUGCUUUUACAUAUAGUCCUAAAUAUAUUCACGUAUACACAACUUAUAUUCAUUGUAACUAUGUCUGAUGGGACUACUUAGUAUCCUCUGAAUAUCAGAAGGUAGUAUUCGCAGGCAUUACUUUUAAUUUGGUUAGCACUUUUUUAAAGGACUAUGUAAGGUAAAUAAAGAAUAUGGAGACCAGAUUGUUGUCAUGGCAACUCCAUGUUGCAUGUCUCUUCACUAAUGGUACAGAAAGAAUUAAAGGCACAGGUUGCCUCUUGUGGCUGUAUAAGUUUGCUCCAUGAUGGAUUCAUGACAAGAAUACUGCAGUGAUAUUGUUAAAUAAUCUUUUACAUUGUCUUCCCUGGGUUUAAGCAAUACAGUAAUGGUGUUUCGUGUUGUUUUAAAUGCUUGUGCACUUUGUUAUUGUCAACAAUAAAGAUGAAAGAUGGUCAAUGUAA
Molecule: messenger RNA, 3164 nt
Organism: Solea solea (common sole)
Lineage: Eukaryota; Metazoa; Chordata; Actinopteri; Pleuronectiformes; Soleidae
Gene: mmp2
Product: matrix metallopeptidase 2
Exons: 13
Coding region: 188-2161 (657 amino acids)
Biological process (GO): response to hypoxia; proteolysis; collagen catabolic process
Cellular component (GO): extracellular matrix
Molecular function (GO): metalloendopeptidase activity; zinc ion binding
Source: RefSeq, a predicted model, not a curated record